GAGCGUCUGAGGAAGCAGUCCGGGGGCCCUCCGCAGGAAGGGGGUGUGUGGUGGAAAGAGGACACUUCCUGCCGGACUGAGAUUGGGGCUCGGGCUCUGGCUCAGGGCCUGAACACUCUAGGUCUAUUUUUAAGUUCUUUGGAGUCUGCUCUCCCCACAGCCCUUCGCCGCUAAGCGCGCCCGAGUUCACGGGAGGGAUCGCGCCUGCGCCCCAGGGCGGCCCCACGUCGUGUCCCGCCACUAGGAGAAGGUCAAAAGUCUUGUAUCAUCUUGUCUGGAUUCACAUACCUUAUAUCCAGGACAUUCAUCAUUCCACUGUAUCAUUCUUCUAUUCUACUUGUCUUUUUUAUCAGUUUUUUAAAUAACUUUUUAAAGUUAUCAAAAUCAUGAGACCCUCUUGGACAUCACUAUCAAUUUUUAGAGAGAAUUUAAUAGCUGUCUUCCAAGAAUUUGAAGUAUUGUCAAGUAGAAGAGAUUAGAUUUAUUUUCCAUGGCUUAGGAGGAUAUAAAUAGGAGUAAUGGUUAAGACAGAUUUCAACUCAAUAAAGGAAAAGCUUCCUAACACAGCUGAACAAAAGGAAAUGAGUUGCCUGCAAUGGUAGGGGGUUCCCUAUCACCAGAGAUCUUCAGGUGGAAGGUAGAACACUUGUCAAGGACAUUGGAACCUCAUUACUAGGUGAACUGAAUAUCCCUUCCAACUCUAUUAUUCAUGUAUCAGAUAGAGGAUUGCACUACAUGGCCUAUACAAUUACUUGUAAAUCUAAGGCUUUUUGCAGUUAUUCUAUAAUUGUCAUCUGUCUCCAUCAACUUCCUUCCCCUUCUACUUCCAAUCAGAGAACAGGUGACUUUUUUUUUUUUUUUUUUUUUUUUACUUUCCAUUUAUAAUUUCAGAUUAUAAGACCAGGACUGACAACAAGUUACUGAUCCCAAAGCAGGAAAUUUCUGAAGAAAUAGAAUCUUGCAGAACAAUAUCAGAAAUUCUCCAAACAGAUGUUCUCCAGAAACCUAAAUUUGGAAAAACUUAUGAACUUUAAAGGAGGUUAGAUAGUAAGGUGAGUAUCCCAUCUGAGAAGAGAUGGAAAAACUCCCUUUCCCAGCAGAGAAAGGCACAGGUGACAGUCAUGCAUGAAGAAACCCCUAGAGAUGAGAGAGGUCAUGAAUGUUCUGAAUUUGCGAGAAACUUCAGUCUGAACUCAAAUCUUGUUAUAGAGCAAAGAGUUCCUGUGGGAGUGAGACCUCAUAAAUGUGAUACUUGUGGCCAAAGCUUUGGCCAGCGCUCAGUCCUUAUUCAGCAUCUGAGAAUUCAUACUGGAGAGAAACCUUUUGAAUGUAAUGAAUGUGGGAGAGCAUUCAGCCAGAGAUCUGAAAUUAUUAGGCAUCGGAGGAUUCAUACUGGAGACAAACCCUAUGAAUGUAAUGAAUGUGGCAAAGCAUUUAGUCAUAGAUCAACCCUCAUUGAACAUCAAAGAAUUCACACUGGAGAGAAGCCUUUUGAAUGUAAUGAAUGUGCAAAAGCCUUCAGAGGAAGGUCAGAUCUUAUUCGACAUCAAAGAAUUCACACUGGAGAAAAACCUUAUCAGUGUAAUGAGUGUGGAAAAGCCUUUAGUCACCGAUCUGUCUUUAUUGCACAUCAGAGAAUUCACACUGGGGAGAAACCUUAUGAAUGUCAUGAAUGUGGCAAGACGUUCAAUUGGAGCUCGAGCCUUUUCCAACAUCAGAGGGUUCAUAGUGGAGAGAGACCCUAUGAAUGUAAUGAAUGUGGAAAAGCUUUUACACAACUUGCAGUUCUUAUUGACCACUUAAGAACUCAUACUGGAGAAAAACCUUACGAAUGUAAUGAAUGUGGGAAGGCUUUCAGUCAUGGCUCAAAUCUUCUUCAACAUCAGAGAAUUCAUUCUGGUGAGAAACCAUAUGAAUGUUGUGAAUGUGGAAAAACUUUCUGUCACAGCUCAAAACUUAUUCAGCACCAGAGAAUUCAUAGCAGAGAGUGACCUCAAUGUAGUGGAGAAUUCCCAAAAGUUACUUUGGAGCAAGACCCUAUUAAAGGUUUUAAGUUCAAGGGCAGGGCCCAUUUUUAUAUAACUUUCUGUAGGAUCUAACCUGGUGCCACAUAGUGUUUAAUAAAUGUUUUUGCUUGGCUAAA
This is a messenger RNA of Antechinus flavipes (yellow-footed antechinus), 2143 nucleotides long. RefSeq names its product zinc finger protein 883-like. NCBI's taxonomy places the organism in Eukaryota, Metazoa, Chordata, Mammalia, Dasyuromorphia, Dasyuridae. The record is from RefSeq and is a predicted model, not a curated record. Gene Ontology annotation, molecular function: RNA polymerase II cis-regulatory region sequence-specific DNA binding; DNA-binding transcription factor activity, RNA polymerase II-specific. The coding region runs from base 1122 to 1991 and encodes 289 amino acids. The transcript is spliced from 2 exons. Gene Ontology annotation, biological process: regulation of transcription by RNA polymerase II.